AUGAGUUCCAACUGCUCCGUCCUCGCCGCCUAUUCAUCUUCCACAUGCUUCAUCUUCCGUUUGAUGUACAACUGCGGUUUUUGGAUCACCCAUUGCACAGCUAUCCCUCUAAUCAUCGAACGCUAUGUUGCAACGAAUCUGAUGGGAGAAUACGAGAACAAGUUCAUCUGCUUCGGCAUCUUUCUUUCCUGUUUUCAGCUCUCCCUUGCUGCCAUCCCCAUCUUCUUCGCCUACAUAAACCUCCGCCUCGAGGGGGUUUUCAUGCCCUACUGCUCCGUCUACAAUCCCGGAUCCUCAGCAAUUGCUCAUAUCAACUCAGGAGUGGCGAUUGUUUCUCAAGUUGUGGCUCGUUUCUUUUUUGGAUACUUAUUCACUGUUAAUAAGGUUGGUGGCUUAGAAUAA
Molecule: messenger RNA, 402 nt
Organism: Caenorhabditis remanei
Lineage: Eukaryota; Metazoa; Nematoda; Chromadorea; Rhabditida; Rhabditidae
Exons: 3
Coding region: 1-402 (133 amino acids)
Source: RefSeq, a predicted model, not a curated record